UCUGGUUCCACUUGGUCUGAGGGGCUCGCGAUACAUGUCUCCACGAUACAGUAGGUACAAGGUACACGAUACCGUACAGGUACCUACCUACCUGGUCAAGGAUCUCCGACAUCCUGGAACGAGAUCUGUCUUUUCGCUUGCUAUAGCACUCGUUUCGGCAGAACGGACAUUCACACACUGUCUCAGUGCACUUUGCCCAAAGAAUCCGUCUUGAAACUGUGCUCCAACCUCUCGUGUCGAACGGCGGCAUAACCGAGCAAUAGUAUCGGCUCUCUUUUCUGUGGGUCGGGAUUUCCGCAUCCCGCCACUGGAGGUGGACCGUGGACUCGUGCUCUGCCUUAUUGCUGCCUCGAUAAGUUGAUGUCCUCUCGUCGCACUGUUUUGGAGAAAUCUUUUGCCAGUCCAAAAUCCAGUCGUCGUUGGUGAGCCCGGAUUAGACUUCAACAACCAGCCGUACGAACCAAGAUGCGGUUCGCGGGACUAGUAUGGGCAACUGCCGCCCUCGGCAGCAUGGCCUCCUGUAGUAGCAGUGACUUCCUGGCCCAGGCUGUGAGGCUCAUGGAAGAUAGUCCAUUGAUCGAUACUCACGUCGAUCUACCACAAGUGAUGAGAAGCUUAGGCCGGAGACCAGUUGACACCAUCACUCAGCUGAAUGGCACAUUUCCCGGCCAUGUUGACAUUCCAAGGGCGAGGCAAGGACGUCUAGGAGCAGCGUUUUGGACUGUGUGGGCUCCAUGUCAUUAUGGCGAAGACUCAGAUCAAGGACCCGAUUUCAACACACCGACAAAUCACGUCCGGGACGCGCUGGAAAUCCUUGACCUCAUCCAGAAUAUGAUUUCGCAACUCCCCGACGACCUGCAGUAUGCCAGAACAUCGGGGGAAAUCUGGGACGCUUUCAGACAGGGCAAGAUUGCAUCUCUUCUUGGGCUAGAAGGCACGCACGUCCUGGGAAACUCGCUGAGCAUCUUGCGGUUAUACGCCCAACUCGGGGUCCGCUAUCUCACUCUGACGCAUAUUUGUCACAGCUCAUUUGCGUCUUCCGCAGGCAUGGGUUCACCACUGAUCCCAGUACAUGAGGGCGAUGGCUUAUCAGACCUGGGAAAAGAACUCAUCCGAGAGUUGAACCGACUCGGGAUACUCGUGGAUCUCUCCCACACUUCCGACAACACCAUGAGACAAGCUAUUGAACUGUCGGAAGCUCCGGUCGUGUGGACACACGCAGGAUCUCGAACAGUCUGGAACCAUUCGCGAAAUGUUCCCGAUGAAAUCCUCGACUUUAUCGGUGACGGUCCAGGAAAGAAAGAUGGAGUUGUCCAGUCCGUCUUCUUCCCAAAUUUCAUCGGCCCGUAUCCCGGUGCGAACGUGUCCGAUGUCGCGAAUCAUAUUGAGCACAUUGCGAGCAUCAUCGGUCGGAACCGUGUGGGUAUCGCCUCCGACUUUGAUGGUAUGGCUACCACCGUGGAGGGCCUGGAAGACGUCAGCAAAUAUCCCAACUUGGUGGCAGAGCUUCUCUCCAGAGGUUGGACGGAGGGAGAGAUGCGCGGAGUCUUGGGCGGCAACUUCAUGAGGAUCAUGGACAAGGCGGACGAGGUCAGUGAGCGAUUGAAAGCACGAAAGCCGUCCUCGGCCAUCUGGGAGAAGAGAGGAGACCUUCCAUCUAUCACCUGGGGUGGACCCGGCAACCAAAUGUACUGGCCGAGAGAUGUCAAGGCUGCCGUUGACAAGAUGUACCCGCGUCAUGAUGAGUUGUAACGAAUGUAGUGUAGGUAUGUACCGUGAUGAUGUAGGUAUACUGCUCCUCACUCCCAGCCGUACGAUGCUCUGUGUUUCAGCGAUUCUGGCUUGUCAUGCCUUGUAACGGAGGAUCCGAGGUCGCUGGUAGGAGGAGAAAGUCCGCUGCCCGGUAAAUGCACAGUGGAAGGCGAGUGCAGAUCGUUUGACUUUGGAGAACAUCCCCGU
Molecule: messenger RNA, 1959 nt
Organism: Exophiala dermatitidis NIH/UT8656
Lineage: Eukaryota; Fungi; Ascomycota; Eurotiomycetes; Chaetothyriales; Herpotrichiellaceae
Product: membrane dipeptidase
Exons: 3
Coding region: 466-1752 (428 amino acids)
Biological process (GO): proteolysis
Molecular function (GO): metallodipeptidase activity
Source: RefSeq, a predicted model, not a curated record